Fundulus heteroclitus (mummichog) is the source of this 1092-nucleotide messenger RNA. RefSeq names its product GTPase IMAP family member 9-like. The transcript has 6 exons. Bases 1 to 1092 code for a protein of 363 amino acids. NCBI's taxonomy places the organism in Eukaryota, Metazoa, Chordata, Actinopteri, Cyprinodontiformes, Fundulidae. Gene Ontology annotation, molecular function: GTP binding. The record is from RefSeq and is a predicted model, not a curated record.
AUGCGGGAGACGGGAGAGAACAAAGGAGGGCCGGCGACCGUGGUCCAGGGUCAGAUCCAGGUCAGAGGUCCGGGGAAGGUCCGAGGGGAAAUCCAAGGCGAAGUCAAGGUCCAGUUCCAGGAGGACGACCCCGGCGUGACAGACGUUCCGGCAGGCGUCCAGGAGGACGACCCCGGCGUGAAAGACGUUCCGGAGGCCGGCCCCGGCGAGACAGACGUUCCGGCGGGCGGCCUCGGCUUGACAGGUUCUCCGGCGGGUGGCCCCGGUGUGACAGGUUCUCCGGCGGACGUCCAGGAGGCUGUCGGCGGAUCAAGGCGACAGGAGGCCGCGGGCGGAGCCGGAACCACGGAGGCCGUCGACACACUGAGGAUUGCCCUGUUGGGGAAAACUGGAUCUGGGAAGAGCAGCCUGGCCAACACCAUCUUUGAGAAGGAAGUCUUCAGACCCAAACAUUUUACCAGCUCAGAGGAGGCUCGGUGUCAGGGAGAGACGGGACACGUUCAUGGCAGGAGCCUCACUGUGAUCGACACUCCUGGCUUUUUCCAUUCUGGCCUGUCUGAGAAGGAGCUGAAGGGUGAGAUAGUUAGGUGUGUCUCAGAGUGCAUUCCUGGGCCCCAUGCUUUUCUUCUUGUGCUGAGAGUGGAGAAGUUUACGUCACAGGAGGAACAGGUCAUCAGGAACAUAGAGGACUAUUUCUCUGCUGAUGUUUUUAAGUAUUCUGUAGUCGUUUUCACACACGGCAACCAGUUGGCUGAUGAAAUGAAGAUCGAGGAGUUUAUUGGAAGAAAUCGACAACUGAAAAAUCUGGUGUCAAGGUGCGGAGAGAGGUGCCAUGUCGUUGAUAAUAAAUACUGGAAAAACAACCAGCAGGAGGAGACCAGAAGCAACCGGUUCCAGGUGGCGCAGCUGAUCAACACCAUUGAAAAGAUGAUGACAAAAAACAAUGGCGGCUGCUACACCACCAGCAUGCUGAAACACCGGCAGAAAGAACAAGUAUUAGUCUGCCGUUUGUUUAGGAGUUCAGUCACAUAUACAAGAGAGAAGCGUGUGUUCAUUUUUGGUUUGGUGUUGUUUGCAACAAGGAAAGUUUGA